CUUCAAGAAGCCUCAAAUAAUAUUUCGUGGCAAAUGCUGCUAUUAUUCAUCCAUUUUGUUAUUACUCACAGGCAUGGAUAAAGUUUCUUGUGUGCAUGACCAUCCUUUCCAUUGUGGGGCUUUUCGUCACUGGGUUUUUCAAUGCACAAGAUGAUGAUGGCAAUGGAUUGACAUCGGGACUGAGCAAUUUACCGACAAAACAAAACUCUGUACUGAAGGUGUUUUUUCGACUGUGGUCGCUGAUAAUUGCUUACAGUGUUGGAUAUUUUGUAAGUGUUACAAUGUAUCUAUGUCUCGUCGGUGUGGUAGCUCUCACGUGGUUCAGUUAUCGCGUAGCCGGACAGCCUUUUACAGAUGCAAGAACCGUCGUGAUGCAAGACAUUAAAGCUACCUUAGAACUGCAGUCUGCUUUACAUAAUGUUAAACGUAAAACGCCACUGACGUGGCAAGGGAGAUUGCGCAGUGCAAAGCAUGGAGCGAAGAGGAGAUUCGUGGAUACCACAGUACUGAAAACUGUGGUCGAGGAGAAAUCACUGCAGUUAUCAGGCAAAAGGGCAUCAGGCAUAUCGGUCUUGGAAUCCGUGGUCAGUACGAGCAAGAAGAAAUCAAAUUUUCUGUUCAGCAUCAUCCAACUUCCAGAAGACAUUUUGAAAUCGAUAUCGUUUGCCAUACGCAUCCACAAGAUACCCAACUCACAAGUGGGGAAGUUCGUUGAAGACGUUGCUAACAAUCUUGAAUGUCUGAAUGAAAAAGAAAUGAAGAUUCAAAUCGACAGGUUGAGAGAGAAGGUUGGAGUCUUGUAACUCAUAUCAAUAGAUGAGGCAGCUCCUAUGCACAUAAAGUAUGGUUUGAGGGUUUUAACCCGAUAUUAUUACAUUACACCCACAUGUUCUGUAUCUAGAUUGGCCGAGAGCAAGUCACGUGAAAUUGUGUGUUUGCCUAUCGUGCUGCGCGUGACCAAAAAGUACGGAGCUGUAGUACGGACAUGGUGAAUAGAAAUUUCCUCUUGCUUCUACUUAACCGUACGUACGACUACUCGUAGUACGACUUAUAAAUCGUAGAUCGGCUUGGCUACACAGAAGUAUUUUCAUUUCUCGAACCCUGCUGGGUGAAACUGAAAAAGUAUCAUGUGAUUGCAUUGAUUAACCCUUGACCAACAAAGAUGUUCCGUUUCAUACUGCAGAGCCCUUCAUAGGUAAAUCAAAAGUUUGUUUUGAUGGGAAACACUGCUGUUUACUGUUGGACACUUUUCGAUACCGAAUAAACCCACAGCCCUUUUCAUUUAUGUAUGCAUUCUAUGCAUAUCAAAAAAAAUCUUGCAUAGUUCUGAAAGGAAAUCUUUCUGAUCGAUUGUUAUCAAUGCAUUCUUAUUCUAAUUAUUAUUAUGCCAAUGUUCACAACGGCACCUAUAGCCCAAUGUGAACUAUACAACUUUUUACUUUCACAAAAUUGAAUUUUCACAAAUUUGUUUUUGUUAUUUAAGAUGUUUUUGGUAACACCAGCAUUGUGUUACAAGGCUUGCUUUCAGAAACAAGUCCCUUACUUUUUUAAUAUCUUGUAUUAAUCAUUAUAUUAACUUAUUGACAGUGCGUUCCAGAAAAAUUGUGGGCCUUGACACAUCAGCGGUCAUAGCUAAACAAAAAUUCGUGUGAAACUAUUUUGUGUGUGU
Messenger RNA from Patiria miniata (bat star), 1669 nucleotides. RefSeq lists its product as uncharacterized. NCBI's taxonomy places the organism in Eukaryota, Metazoa, Echinodermata, Asteroidea, Valvatida, Asterinidae. The transcript is spliced from 2 exons. The record is from RefSeq and is a predicted model, not a curated record. Bases 96 to 803 code for a protein of 235 amino acids.